Drosophila guanche is the source of this 1560-nucleotide messenger RNA. RefSeq names its product short/branched chain specific acyl-CoA dehydrogenase, mitochondrial. Gene Ontology annotation, cellular component: mitochondrion. Lineage: Eukaryota; Metazoa; Arthropoda; Insecta; Diptera; Drosophilidae. Gene Ontology annotation, molecular function: acyl-CoA dehydrogenase activity; flavin adenine dinucleotide binding. The record is from RefSeq and is a predicted model, not a curated record. Bases 139 to 1386 code for a protein of 415 amino acids. The transcript has 4 exons.
GGAAGAUCAUUCGCGUGCAGCCAACUGUUGCUGCUGUGUUGCGUUGGAAAAAACACACCUACCCCAGAUACGGAGACCCGUUAGUGUCCAGUUUUUUAGAGUCCACUUGAUCCAAUUAAUAUUUCCAUCAAAUUCACAAUGAUGAACAGCCUGAAGAAACUGCCCAUGCGCAUGCUGGCUAACGCCGCAGCACGUCAGCCAAGUGCUGCCAUGUCCUCGGCUAAUGGUUUGCCCCCACCUCUGACCUUCCUCACCGAGGAUGAGAAGAUGAUGAAGGAGACUGUUGCUAAGUUGGCCCAGGAUCAAAUCCUGCCUCUGGUCAAAAAAAUGGACCACGAGCACAAAUUCGAUCCCUCGGUAGUCAAGGCCGUCUUCGACAAUGGUCUGAUGGGCAUUGAAAUCGACACGGAGCUUGGCGGCAGCGGCUGCAACUUCAUGACUAACAUUAUCGUUGUCGAGGAACUUUCGAAGAUCGAUCCCGCCGUAGCAGCCUUCGUGGACAUCCACAACACCCUAGUCAACUCGCUGAUGAUUAAGUUUGGCAAUGCCGAACAGAAGGCGAAAUAUCUGCCGAAAUUGGCACAGGAAUAUGCUGGCAGCUUUGCCCUCACCGAGCCCGGAGCAGGCUCCGACGCCUUCUCUUUAAAAACUGUUGCCAAGAAGGAUGGCUCUCACUAUGUGAUCAACGGCACCAAGAUGUGGAUAUCCAACUCAGAUGUGGCUGGAGUCUUCUUGGUCUUUGCCAAUGCCAAGCCAGAGGAUGGCUAUCGAGGCAUUACUACCUUCAUUGUGGAUCGCGAGACGCCGGGACUGAUCGUGAACAAACCCGAGGAUAAGCUGGGCAUCCGUGCCUCAGGAACCUGCAUGCUCACCUUCGACAAUGUGCGCGUACCCGAGGAGAACAUCCUGGGUACCUUUGGUCAUGGUUAUAAGUAUGCUGCCGGCUUCCUGAACGAGGGUCGCAUCGGCAUUGGCGCUCAGAUGGUGGGCCUGGCGCAGGGCACCUUCGAUGCCACCAUUCCGUAUCUGCUCGAGCGCAAGCAGUUCGGCGAAUCCAUCUACAACUUCCAGUCCAUGCAGCACCAGAUCGCCACCAUUGCCACUGAGAUCGAAGCGGCUCGCCUGAUGACCUAUAAUGCGGCUCGCCUGCAGGAGCAGGGUGUGCCCUUCCUCAAGGAGGCGGCCAUGGCAAAGUUCUAUGCUUCGGAGGUCGCCCAGCGUGCGGCCAUCAAGUGCAUUGACUGGAUGGGCGGUGUGGGCUUCACCCGCGACUUCCCCCAGGAGAAAUUCUACCGCGAUGUGAAGAUCGGCGCCAUCUACGAGGGCACCUCCAACAUGCAGCUGAGCACCAUUGCCAAGUGCGUCAAAAAGGAGUAUUCGGGCUAAGAUAAAUUGUCGCCCCCAUACACAAGAUGAGAUAUCGUACGUCAGAUACUUCAAGUGCAUUUACAUAUGUGAAGGAACUGCUGGAACCCUCAUCGGUUAUAGGUUCUUUCCAUGUUACCAUAGCAUUUACUACAUAGUUUUCCUGUUAUAUUGUAUCAAAUACAACUAAAUAUA